AUGGAACUCAGCGUGCUCCAAUUCAAUGUCAAUGGGAAGGAUAUUAGUGCUGCGAAUAUCGAUCCGGAGACCACCUUAGCAUCAUAUCUGCGGAAUCAACUUGGUCUGACUGGGACGAAACUCGCUUGUGAAGAAGGAGCAUGUGGAGCGUGUACUGUAGUGAUUGGAAAAUGGGAUUACAACUCAGAAAAGGCGAGGUAA
Cooperia oncophora is the source of this 201-nucleotide messenger RNA. NCBI's taxonomy places the organism in Eukaryota, Metazoa, Nematoda, Chromadorea, Rhabditida, Trichostrongylidae. The record is from the annotation of a GenBank genome assembly.